Molecule: messenger RNA, 2972 nt
Organism: Carassius auratus (goldfish)
Lineage: Eukaryota; Metazoa; Chordata; Actinopteri; Cypriniformes; Cyprinidae
Product: alpha-2,8-sialyltransferase 8B
Exons: 6
Coding region: 616-1764 (382 amino acids)
Biological process (GO): oligosaccharide metabolic process; N-glycan processing
Molecular function (GO): alpha-N-acetylneuraminate alpha-2,8-sialyltransferase activity
Source: RefSeq, a predicted model, not a curated record
GUCGUAACCCAGUAGCGUCGCACCUGGUUCAGACAAGGAUUUAGGAUCACAGGUUAAAAAAGACCAUUAGCUCAAUAUAAAAACAACAGAAGUCAAUGGAAAGUCCUCACCUUAGAAAACCAAACGUCAGUGUCUUUGUCAGAUAGCAACAAAGAGAGCAAGAAGGAGAGGGGAAUCAUAUUUCAUAUCCAAUUUUAACUCAACGCCUUCUGUCCCUAUAUACCAAUUAUGCGGCUUAACUGAAUGCUAACAUUCAAAUGUGAGUUUAUGCACCUUGCAGGCAAAGUUUCAAGGGAACUGCCACGCACCAGAUCUCAGAGGAGUCGCGGCAGGAGUAGAAGAGAAGAAAGGACGCCAACGUUUUGCCUCAUCUCUAACGUUACACUUACUUUCGUAAAGGUGGAAGAAGCUGAUGGACGUGAUAUUUAAUGCAGAAAACUGUUCGCUAACCUGCACGGGCAGUUAGAAUGGUCCGGCUUUGUCGAGGAGACGGAGGAACGUUACAUGUGUUGCCCUGCGUAAGGAAAGGAAGCAGUGUGAAAGAAGCCCGUUUUCUAUUGCGCGUAUACUACUGUAGUUCAACGCAUCUGUAGAAUCGCGCGCAUCGGUCAAGUCAUGUCUUUUGAAUUCCGAAUACUGAUGUUUGGAAUCGGGACAGCCUUGGUUAUAUUUGUGAUUAUAGCUGAUAUAUCGGAAGUGGAGGAAGAAAUCGCGAACAUUGAGGAUUCACAGAAGUUUCACAUAAAAAGCUUUGUCCUUCAGUCUAACAGAAAUUCAGUCCUGAAUGCUGCUCCUACUUCACUAGUCUCCUAUAAAAAGAGCAAAGUCUCUUCUUCUCUAAUUCCACUGCCAGGCAUAAAGAGCAAAACCAGCAAUUCAUCCUCGCCUGAAUGGACUUUCAACAGAACCUUGACUAACCUCAUCAGAAAAAACAUUUUGAGGUUCCUGGAUGCUGAGAGAGACAUCUCAAUUCUUAAGAGCACCUUUAAACCCGGGGAUGUAAUUCAUUAUAUAUUUGACCGCCAGAGCACCACAAACAUCUCUGAUAACUUGUACCACCUUUUGCCGACGGCGUCUCCAAUGAAGAACCGACAUUACAAACAAUGUGCCAUCGUAGGGAACUCUGGGAUAUUACUGAAUAGCAGCUGCGGCAGAGAGAUUGAUUCACACGACUUUGUCAUUAGGUGUAACUUGGCUCCAGUGGAGGAGUAUGCAGCUGAUGUGGGCCUGCGCACCAGUCUGGUGACUAUGAACCCUUCUGUGGUGCAGCGUGCUUUUCAGGACCUGAACAGUGAGGAGUGGGUGCAGCGCUUUGUCCGCAGGCUGCAGAGCCUCAGCGGCAGUGUGCUGUGGAUCCCUGCUUUCAUGGCUAAAGGAGGAGAGGAGCGAGUGGAGUGGGCCAUCCGCCUCAUUCUUCUGCAUACUGUGAACGUCCGCACCGCCUUCCCCUCCCUGCGUCUGCUCCAUGCUGUCAGGGGGUACUGGCUGACCAAUCAUGUCCAGAUCAAAAGACCCACCACCGGACUCCUGAUGUACACCAUGGCUACGCGCUUUUGUGACGAGAUCCACUUGUACGGCUUCUGGCCUUUCGCUCAUGAUCCUGACGGCAAACCGGUCAAGUACCACUACUACGACACGCUAACUUACCACUACACAUCUAGUGCCAGUCCACACACAAUGCCUUUGGAAUUUCGAACUUUAAGUGCCCUUCACAGACGGGGGGCGCUGCGGCUGCACACAGGACCCUGUAAACUUCCAACAUGAGCUUUUAAACCCUCAUUCCAAAAUGGUUUCAUACACUGGACCUUAUACAUGCAGAGAGAAAGAAAUCCUGUGAAAAAGAUGGAUUACCUGAAUAUUUCAGGUAAAUCUCUGACCAAAUGUGAGACUGCAAUAUAUGAACAGGGUUUUUUUUUUUUUUUUCCUUUAGAUUUUUUUUUUUUUUUUUGAAGCGUCCAACCUUAAGAAGGUCUUUCAUCUCUAAUUAAGGCUAUUAUAUAUAUAUAUAUAGUCUCUUGCCAUUGUUUUAUUUGUUCAGAUCCUAUGUUUUUUGACAUGAUUCAUUAAGUGUCUUACUUGUUCAGAUUUUGUUUUUUGCCAUAUUUGGUCACAAGGUGAAAGCAUAUCAGAAACGGGCUAAACUAAGAGGUUCUUUUUGUCUUUAGUCUUAGCUUUCGGGGACAAGUUGUGUUUAGAAAAUGUAAGUCUAAAUUAAGAAUGUCAUUUAUUUGUUGCCUUUACAGUCUAUGUCCGUUGAGCCCACGGACAGCUUGUCUGAAUGUACGACUGUUGGGUCAGUUGUUACCGUAGAAUUUAGACUUAACAUUUUAAAUGGUUUAAAGGGGUUUUACCACUACUUUGCUACUUAAAUUCUUUUAGACGAUAAUUUAGACAAUAAUUUAGUGCCUCAAGUGAGAGUUUGAUGUUAUGGUGCAUCAUGUGACACUUGAUAAAGUUGCCUUAGAAAGACAUAGUGAGUAGUGUAAAAGGUUUUGCAUUGAUGUGCAGUAAUACUUGUGGAACAUGUGCACUGCGACCGUCUGAACAUUUUUGCAGUGAGGCAGCUAUCAGAGCGUGUGCAGCCCUGUGCUGAGAUACUGUAGCCAAAUCCAGUUCACAGCCAGCUGUUCACACACUCUUGUGUACUCAGCCGUGAAGAGACGUUCAGUGUGGAAACUGUGGAAUUUGUUAAAGCCACAUAGUAGCUGUGAUUCUGUAUCUAAGGAGGGUUUUUCGGGGUGGGGGGGUUGAAUUCUUUUGUAUGUGACAUAUUACACGUGAAUGUAUUUGUGAUAACUUAAAAGUAAAAAACAAAACCAAAAAACACCUUCCUGCUGUACUGAUCUGCCCAGUAUGAUUGAAAGAUCAAUGACACAAUAUAUAUAUUUUCUUUUUUAUUUAUGCACACACUACAAUUCAAAUGUUUGAGGUCAGUAAGAUUUUUUUUUAAUGUUUUUUCAAAGUCUCUUAUG